AUGAACAACUUGAAUUGUCACUAUCAUUCAAACAAAAGAGUAUGGAUGACAAGUGUGAUUUUUGAUGAAUAUAUUCGUUGGUUUGACCACAAAACACAUGGUAGACGAAUUUUGCUUGUGGUAGAUAAUUGUCCAGCACAUCCAAGAAAUAUGGAAGGACUACAAAAUGUUCAAUUGCUUUUCUUGCCACCCAACAUGACAUCAAAAAUUCAGCCUUGUGAUGCUGGGAUAAUAAGAGCUUUCAAGAUGCAUUAUCGCAAUAGAUUUUACCAUGUUCAGCAAGAGACAAUAGCAAAUUAUUUUCGACACUGCAAAAUUUGUUCGGGGGAUGAAGCCUUAGGGAAUUUAAAUGAACCCACUUGUGAAAACGACAUUCAUGAACUUGAGGUCAUGAUUAAUGAUCUCGGUUACCUCAAUAAAAUGGAUGUCAAUAGCCUGUUGGAUUACCCAGGUGAAAAUGAUACAUGUUCAGAGGUCCAGAGCUUAGAAGAAAUUGUGGAUACCAUUGGAGAAAACAAUGUUGAUGAUGAAGUUGAAGACGAUACAAUACCUUUGGAACCAGUUAAGCGUAAGGAAACACGCGUCUAA
Molecule: messenger RNA, 588 nt
Organism: Lycium ferocissimum
Lineage: Eukaryota; Viridiplantae; Streptophyta; Magnoliopsida; Solanales; Solanaceae
Exons: 2
Coding region: 1-588 (195 amino acids)
Cellular component (GO): nucleus
Molecular function (GO): DNA binding
Source: RefSeq, a predicted model, not a curated record